Molecule: messenger RNA, 842 nt
Organism: Phialemonium atrogriseum
Lineage: Eukaryota; Fungi; Ascomycota; Sordariomycetes; Cephalothecales; Cephalothecaceae
Exons: 1
Coding region: 134-703 (189 amino acids)
Source: RefSeq, a predicted model, not a curated record
UGCACACAACUCAUUGCCCGCCUCUUGUUUAUACUGCCUUCCGCGCGUCUCUUCCUAAGACCGCGGCCACCCAAAAGGGUGCGAAAAGAAAUAAGGAAAUAAAAGCACAGAAAAGGAACUGGGUAGUCACGACAUGGUAAUGCGCAGUUUUCCAUGCUCAUACUAUAGGUGGAGUUUCUAUCUCUUGGUGCGGCUCGGCUUGGUUGGUGGGAUGCCAUUACAUAGGCACUGGCGCCGUUCGUCCUCGAGCUUUUCGCGCGAGUUCGCCCCUUUUCGUUUGUAUUCUCUGAUUACGACUGGCUUCAUGGCUUCAUGGUUGACUGACGCGCGCAUAUUGCAUGGUUCGGAUUGGGGAGGUCUGCAUUCUGCGAUUCACCAUGGAAUGAGUGGGGGCUGGGUUUGGAAGGUGCAAACCGGUCGGUUUUCUCCUUUUUUCUUUUAUUUUUUAUUUUUUAUUUUUAUUUUAUUUUUGCAUUUGAGGGUCACAUAUGGGCUCACUGCCUCACUGCCCUGCCCUGCGCUCUCUCUCUCUCCGAUUGUUUUUAUCUCUUGCCUCCUUUGUCCUGCCCAACGAGUUUCUGUCACCCCUAGAUGCCAUCUCAGGAGGUGGCUGUUCCAGGACGGACUGCGGGCUAGGAAUGACCACUGGCGGUGGGAAAUAUUGGCCGAGCAAGCUCUUCACCAACCCAUGGUAUGGAGUUGAUCGAAGAGUUGGUCUCGGCCAGGCAGCUGAUAGAUAGGUCCUGCUAUAGAAAAUAAUGCUCAUCGUACACUCCACACAGCGACGCACAAGCAGCGUUUGAUGGAAUCGAUAAUGGGGUAGUUGAUGUAGAAAUGAGCAC